This is a messenger RNA of Parnassius apollo (apollo), 1446 nucleotides long. Lineage: Eukaryota; Metazoa; Arthropoda; Insecta; Lepidoptera; Papilionidae. The record is from the annotation of a GenBank genome assembly.
AUGAGUAACAUAUAUAUUCAGGAACCUCCUGCGCUUGGAAAGGUUCUCUUAAAGACUACUGUCGGGGAAAUAGAUAUAGAACUAUGGACAAAGGAAGCACCAAAGGCAUGUCGCAAUUUUAUUCAGUUAUGCAUGGAAGGAUAUUAUAAUGGUACCAUAUUUCACAGGGUAGUACCUGGAUUCAUAGUACAGGGUGGUGAUCCCAAUGGCGAUGGAACUGGCGGUGAAUCUAUAUAUGGAGAACCAUUUAAGGAUGAGUUUCAUUCGAGGUUACGCUUUAACCGCCGUGGAUUGCUGGCUAUGGCAAAUGCUGGAAAAGAUGAUAAUGGAUCUCAAUUUUUCUUUACCCUCGCUGCAACCCCCGAAUUGCAGAAUAAACAUACUAUUUUUGGAAAAGUUACAGGGGACACAAUAUACAAUAUGUUAAAAUUAGCUGAAGGUCUGAUUGGUCCCGAUGAACGACCAGAACAUCCUCACAAAAUAAAAAGCACUGUUGUGGUAAUCAAUCCAUUUACUGACAUAGAACCAAGAGUCAGCACUGUUAUUGUUGAAGAGGCGCCAAAAAAGAAGAAAAAAGAGCGCAAAGGUGUUAAAAACUUUGGGCUUUUAUCCUUUGGGGAAGAAGCAGAACAGGAUGAAGAUGAGGCACUAGAAUAUAGAGGCAAGCCAAAAUCAACACAUGAUUUGCUUGAAGACCCGAAACUUAGCAAGAAAACAGCUGCUGAACUAGAACUAGAAGAACAAAAUAUAAAGGUUGAAUUAUCAAACAAGGAAAUAGAAAAGAAAAAAGAAGAGACCGUGGCUGCAGUAAAUAACAUUCGUGAUAAACUCAGCAGUAAGAAAAGAGAAAAAAGUCCCGACAUAGAAAGUAAUAAAAGGAGGAAAGAAGAAGAAGAUGAAAAGGAAAGUAGUUCUGAAGAAGAGUAUUAUUUAGGUAAAGAAAGGGCUAUGGAACGACUAAAAGAAAGGGAUCGAAUAAGAAAUGAAAUCAAACAACUCAAAAAAGAGAUGAGAGGUCCAAAAGAUGACAAAAACAAAGUCGGAGAUAAUAAGGAAGAAAAAACUACUACCAAGUCUUUGGAAGAAGAUAACGAGCUGUAUAAACAAUUUGUGGAAGAACAAGAAAAGUAUAAGAAAAUGAAAGAAAAGAUACCUAAGAAGGGUGCUGCUAGGGAAAACUUCACUUUGCAAUUACUGGCAAAGUUCAAAAACAAACUACACGCUAUUAAAGAAAAAAGUCAAACCGAAAGUGAACCUGUAGAAGGGGACGAUGAGAACUUUAAUGCACCCGAUUGGAUGGGACAUACACUUCGCUUCGAAGACAAAGGUGCUGUGUUGGCUAAAGACGCAUCCACUAAAGGAGAUGACUGGUUUGAUAUCUAUGAUCCAAGAAAUCCCUUAAACAAAAGGAAAAGAGAAAAGUCAGACAAAAACCCUAAGAAAUAA